Caretta caretta (loggerhead turtle) is the source of this 5969-nucleotide messenger RNA. RefSeq names its product up-regulator of cell proliferation. The record is from RefSeq and is a predicted model, not a curated record. NCBI's taxonomy places the organism in Eukaryota, Metazoa, Chordata, Testudines, Cheloniidae. Gene Ontology annotation, molecular function: GTP binding.
GGUUCUCUCUUUCUCCCUGAUGGCCCAGCAGUUUGCUUAGGGCCCUGUCUGAGGGGGUGAUAUGGAGAAGACCGGCAGCAGCAACUCCUUCCUGCUGGAGACCCUGGAUGCGCUGGGGGAGGAUGAUCUCAAGAGAUUCAAGUACAAGUUGAAAUGGAUCCGGCCAGAGAAGAGAUAUCGAGCCAUCCCCUGGGGCCAGCUGGAGAAAGGGGAUCGCAUGGCUGUUACUGACCUGCUGAUCAGCCACUAUGGGGAGUGCUACGGGGUGAAGGUGACUGUGCAGGUGCUGAGAGACAUCAGCCAGAGACAGCUGGCAGAGAGACUCACCGAGGCCAUUUCAGCUGAUCUUUUAAGACAGAAGCAGAACUCAGACACUCCAAAAGCCCCAGAGCUGGGGGAAGAAGUUGAUUUUAAUCCAGAGCAGGAAUCAGAGACUCGGGGUCACCCAGAACCAGAGGAGAGGGACAUUUCCCAAGAGAGAAGACGAGCCACACAGGGAGUUCUGGAGAAGUUGAACUUGAAGCAAUAUAGAAGCAGGCAGCUCAGACUGAGGGAUCUCCAGGAGAUCAGCCCAGAGAGCAGAGAGACCUGGGCUCCUAUGACAUUAGGGGAUUUACCAUGGCAUUUCCUGAGGAAACUCAUGGCUCUGAAUGGGACGGCCAGAAACACAAGGCUUGUGCAUGAGGCAACUGAUGAUCAAGAGACCAGUGAGGAGCAGGAAGUACAUAUUGAUUACAAUAAUCUUUCUCUGAGUAACAUGGACAGUAGAAAUUCUCUGCACUCCCUCGAUGUUCUGUGUGGUGUUCUGCUUUGCUCAGACAGUUUCCUACAGCAGGAGAUCCUGUCCAAAAUGUCCAUGUGCCAGUUUGCCCUCCCUCUGCUGCUACCCGCCCUCGACACCCCCAAGUGCACCCUACUGCUGUGGGCCAUGAGGGACAUUGUGAGGAAGUGGAGGCCACACUUCCUGGCAGAGAGCAGAGAGUUCAGAGAGGAGAGCCUGGUGCUCAUGUCAAUGCCAACCAUUUCCUUUGUACGGCUGGGGAGCUGCAGCUUCUCCAAGUCCAAACUCCUCAAUGACAUUCUGAGCCUCUCCCAGCAGCCCCACGAUUUCUUCAUCCAUCGCGACAUGGAGUCUGGGAACAUCCCUCGGGAAAUUGCAAAUGGGCUGGUCGAGAUUUCCUGGUAUUUCCCUUCUGGGAAGGCGAGCUCAGAUCUUUUCCCAGAACCCGUUGCAGUUACAAAUCUGCGCGGAGACAUUGAGUCGCACUGGCUGCAGUUCAGCUUUUUAACAGCGGUCUCCUCCGCAGUGUUCAUUGUUACUGAAAGUAUCAACGAGAGACAAUAUGCACUGUUAUCAUCUCUGCAGGGAUCAGCCACUAAAUACCACUUCAUCUUUAACUGCAAGAUUGAGAAACCCGAGGAGACCCUGGGAUUCCUUUAUAAAUUAGAGUCUGUGCUGAAACUAGACAAACUAAGUGUGCUGAUGAGAGAGAACACCCUCAAUCAUGCUCAGUUUGUGGAGAAGCUGCAGUUCACCAUUGCAAGCCCAAUGGAGUCCUCUCUCAAGAGAACCUCCAUUGCAGACACGGCUGUGACAGCACGAGAAUUAGGUAUCCGGGUGGAUGAGGACUGUGAGGAAUGCCAAAGUGCGAGCAAACGGGUGGCAGGAAUCACAGCGGAAAUAAAGGACGUGGCAAAGUACAAGAGGGAAAUGUUGAGGCUCCCGGGAGAUCGGUGCACAAAGUUGGCCAAGGCGGAGAAAGAGCUGUGCCGAAUGCAACGGCAAGGGGACGCCGCCAUUGGGCUCCAGGCAUCUCAGCAAAGAGAGGAAUGGUUGGACUUAUAUACCCAGCAGUAUAAAUAUGAGCUUACUGAUGGGAUGGUCAAGUUUAUUGCUGGGCUAGGAAAACUCUCUCAAGUGGAAACACACUACUUCCUAAAGUGGAUGAAAUACCAUCUGGGUCAUAUUGCUCAGGGCAAUCUCUCCAGCCUGCAGGCAGACUAUAAGGAGAAAUGUCAUACUAGAGGGGAUGAUCCCCAGCAUCAAGCAGAACUGCAUGAACCAAUUUCCUCCAGUCCCUUAGGGGUGGAGCAUUUCAUGCGUGGGUUGGGGCAGUUUUAUGAAGCUGAGUGUGCAAUGAUGAAGGAAGGAAAAAAGCUAAAAACCCAAAGGCAACUCAUUCAUCUCCCAGGCAUAGCAGCUGACCUGAUGCUGGAAGGGUUUCCUCUAGAACUGAUCGAUGGAGAAGUAUCCAACAUCCCACUGCAGUGGGUGACAGAUGUUCUGAUCCAGCUCCAUGCCAAGCUGCGGGGAAGGUCCAGAAUGCUGGUUCUAACGGUGCUGGGAGGGCAGAGCACUGGGAAAUCCACCCUCCUCAACACCAUGUUCGGCCUGCAGUUUGCAGUGAGCAGUGGCCAACGUACACGAGGAGCCUUCAUGUCAGUCAUUAAAGUGGCAGAGAACUUUCGGCAGGAGCUGGGCUGUGAUUUCAUCCUGGUGAUAGACACAGAAGGCUUGAAAGCUCCUGAACUGGCCAAGUUGGAGGACAGUUAUCAACGUGACAACGAGCUGGCCACCCUGGUGAUUGGACUGAGUGACAUAACCAUAGUUAACAUGGCCAUGGAGAAUGCCAGCAACAUGCAGAGAGUUCUGCAAAUUACGCUAGAUACACUUCUGAAAAUGAAGAAAAUCAGGCAACAUCCAAACUGCCAAUUUGUGUAUCAGAAAGUCAGUGAUGUGUCCGCACAUGAACAAACCACGGGAGACAGGUAUCCGCUCCGGGAGCCGCUAGAUGAAAUAACCACAGCUGCAGCUUGUACAGAAAAAGGAAUCAGGAAAAUGAAAUUUCCUGGUAUUAUAUUUAAUGAUGCAGAGAAACACAAUUGGUACAUCCCUGACUUGUGGCAUGGUGUCCCUCCCAUGGCUCCAGUGAACCUGGGAUACAGCAAGAGUGUGUUUGAGCUAAAGAAAUACCUGUUUGAAUACAUAAGAAGAUACUCAUCUAAUAAACCCGUUAAGGACAUCCCCCAGUUUAGUGAAUGGGUAAGGAGCUUGUGGAAUGCUAUAAAACAUUCAAAUUCUACCUUCAGCUUGAGAAAUAGCUUUGUGGCUCACACUUAUAACCAGCUGUGCACAAAGUAUUCUGAAUGGGAAUGGGAUUUCCGCAAGGAGAUGCAUCUCUGGGUGUCUGAGCAAGAAACUUUAAUCCAGAAUCAGCCUCAAGCUGAAAUAGAUCAUGUGGCUUUAAGGAGGUUAAAACAUGAAAUUCAGCAGAAACUGCAGCAAGAAGAACGGAGGCUCUUGGCUUGUUUGCAAGAAUACAUUGAAAGUGGAGCUGCAAAUGUGCUUCUGACAGGGAAGUACAAGGAAGAUUUCAUCAGGAGCACCAAUGGCCUGAGGAAAGAACUCAGAAGGUACUGGUUCAGAAAGUGUGAAGAAGCACUUGACAGCCAAAGCAGCCCAGAGAGAUUGAGCCAUCAGAUCCAAGCCAUGAACAUGAAAACAAUGAAAGGGAAGGAGGACGGUCUGUUGGGACACUGCAGGAAAAGAAACCUUUUCUCGGAAAGGGACACCUUUCAAAAGGGGAUCAGGAUAUUCUGUGAGGAGUGUCUGAGGCCUGCGCUGGUGGAUUACGUUAAUAGGAUGCUUGGUAUAAAAAUAGUGGACAAUUUUCGCAGAAGUGCACAGGGGAUUGGAUAUGCCAAUCGGAGCUUCUUCCAGUUUUGGUUGCUGAGCAGACUCUUGGAGGAGAUGAACUUUGAUGGCUAUGUGAAAUAUAUUAAUAACUACGAAGAGUUUGCCAAAACUUGGAUAUGGACACACCUGUUAGAUCACUACAAAGAGACUAGGGGCGUGGAAGAUUUGGAGACAGAGCUUCUGUCCACAGUAAUAAAGAAAAGCAGGGAAGCUCUGGAGAAAUCCAAGACUCAGACUGACUUUUUAGGCAGCUUUUUCAAAUAUUUGCAAAGGGAUCUUGUAAUAUCCAGGGACAGCUUAGGCAGAAUCCAGCUUAUUAACACAAUAAAUACAAACCAGUUUCCCACUGCUGUUCAAGGCUUUCUGCCUGCACUUGAGCAAGCAAUCUUAUCCCAGUUUAAAGACUUGGAUGUUGAGUCUAAGCUCUCCAUCCUGCCUCUGAAGCCCCAGGAGGAGAUCUUUAAGCACGUGUUUGGCUGUGGGAAGUGCUGUCCGUUCUGUAAAGUCCCCUGUGAAGCGGAAGGCACCGAUCACAAAAUUCAUUUUGCAUCAGUCCACCGGCCCCAAGGGUUAAUGAAACCCAGGAGAGUCUUCUUACCCUGUUUGGCACAUGGCCCAAAACUUGACUAUUCUCCGUGCUAUUUUGAAUGGCUUAUCAGGGAUUCCCACGUCCACAUAGGUUACCACCAUUGUUUUUGUGAAGAUAACAAUGCCUUGCGCUGUUGUUCCCCAGCAGAUUCCAGCUACAAAACUUCCAACUAUUGGAAGUUUGUUUUCAAGGAGUUCAGCCAACAGUUUGCUAGAGAGUAUGGUACUAAACCAGCCGAUCUGCCCAGGGACUGGGGUAAUAUAACCCAAGAGCAGGCACUGAAAAGUUUAGAGGAAGCUUUUAAAGGGGCAAUCUCAGUGCCAGGUCAAAACUGGCUCCAGGUUGUACAAAAGAAACCUAAGGUGUUUCCAUGAAACAUAUUAAAUAAAUUUCUAAUGGAAAUAGAAUAGUAAUUAUUCCUGUAGCUCAAGUGGUAGAAGUGCAUGCUGGGAAAUUGGACAUCUGUGGGUCAAACCCCACUUAUUACCUAUAGGGAGGAGUUUUAUGGUUGCAUGUGACAGAAUUGGAUUUCCCAGUUUUACUUUUUAAAUACCGAAAUAUUUAAUUAUUAUUAUUUAUUUAAAUGGAUUGCUGUAGCGCCUAGAAGCCCUAAUCAUGGACCAGGACCCUGAUGUACCAGGCACUGUACAAACAAAAUAAAAGGGCAGGUCCUGUGCCACAAAACUUGAAAAAUUUAAUUCACACAUUGAGAAAAAUCUCUCUUCAACUGGGCGUUAGAGUUAAAAGCUGUUAUAAAAAAGGGUGACCCAGUUGUUAGGGUGCUAACUUGAAAGACUCGGGUUCAAUUCCCUGCUCUACCACAGACUUGUCGUGUGACCUUGGGACAGUCACUUAGCCGACCUGUGCCUCAGUUUCCCCAUCUGUACAAUGGAGAGAAUAGCUCUGCUCUGCCUCACUGCGGGGGGAUGUGGAAACAAAUGCAUGGAGAAUUGUGAGGGGCUCAGAUACUGCAAUAAAGGGGACUUGUCAAUCGAUGAUGCAACAAAACACAGGGUGCUCCGCUUUUCCGCAAUUGCGGGUGCAGAGUUAAGAAUGACUCCCUGCUGCAGCAACUCAACGGCAAGAUGGGGCUAUGGCUGGCCAAAGCUGAUCAGCGGAGCCAGGGAAAGUAUGUAGCACCCUCUCAAGGGACGUAACAGCGAAUCCCACCGAGCACUAUGGUUUUCUGUGGCAGAAUAUCUCAAGAUACUUUGCCUGUGGUGGACUGGCUCUGUACUACGGGGUUGUGUUUAUAGGGCCUGAACCAAAAGUGGUCUGAGCAUUGGCCUGCUAAACCCAGGGUUGUGAGUUCGAUCCUUGAGGGGGCCAUUUAGGGAUCUGGGGCAAAAAUUGGGGAUUGGUCCUGCUUUGAGCAGGGGGUUGGACUAGAUGACCUCCUGAGGUCCCUUCCAACCCUGAUAUUCUAUUAUUCUAUUCUAUGAAAAGGCAUGGACAUUUGAACAUCGCUGGACUUUGGAGCAGGCCUGUAACACACAAUCCAGCCUGGAAUAUGGUGCAGAUUCAGCGAUGCUUUGUCCAGCCAAAUCAAGAACCACAUGUGAUCUAUGUUUCUAUUUUGAUUAUGGGAACAGGGUUUUAGACUGUAAACCCCAUACUGUCUAUAUUCCUUUAAAGAAACUGUAUAUACUUCCUUAAAACAAAAUAAAAAAAAUACUGAUUUUU